AGCGUUUAAAGAAAGGCAAAAACACAUAUCCUUGCUUGAAAACACACAGACACGUUAGUGCACACACAAACACACAGACACACACACACACAAACUUGCAGCCACAUUAACAAACUAUAUCAUAAUUUCAUUGGAAAUUCAAGGCAACCUGUCUCUGCUCUGCAACUGCUGAUUACAGGAUUUCUACCCAGCUGUCUCCAUGGCUCUUUUCUUUUGUGCUGGUUGGCUACUGUGUGUUUCUCACUCUGCCUCGGCCACUGUUGUCGCCGACACGGACUACGGAGGUGUUCCUCUGUGGAUUGACCGCCUGCUGGGUGAGCCCAGUGUGCUGAGCCUGCAGGGGAGGAUGGACCCAGCUUGGUUCCGAGCUAACAACCCGCAGACCUGCCCUCAACAGUGUGACUGCCCCAUCCAGUGGCCCACAGCGAUCUACUGUGACCACAGAGGCCAGGCAGACAUCCCUGACGGCCUGCCGGACACAACUCAGUACCUUUUUCUACAGCACAACAACAUCUUGUCCUUUUCCUCCUCUGUACUGGUCAACAUUACCGAGCUCCGCUGGCUCAUCUUGGACCACAACUUGCUGACGAGUGACACGCUGGACGCCCUGCAGAACCAGACCCAGCUGUGCUACUUUUUUGCCAACCACAACCACCUGACUUCAGUGCCCGACGUUCUACCAGCAGGACUCAGGCAGCUGCGCCUGGCUCACAACCAAAUCAGCAGUAUCAGCCCCGGAGCUUUCCAGAAACUGCAGAACCUGACGUUGCUGCUGCUGCAGGGAAACAGACUGCAAACCAUCACAGAGGGAGACCUUAGAGGUCUGAUCAGUCUGAAUCUGUUACACCUCAGUGAAAAUUUGUUCUCAACCAUCCCAAGACAUUUACCUUCGUCCAUCCAGCAGCUCUAUCUGUCCAAUAACUCUUUAUCUGGGCUGGAUAAGGGAAGUUUCACCGGGCUCCUAAAGCUUAAGUACCUGCGUUUAAGUCACUGUGGUUUGCAGAGUAGUGGUGUCCACCCGUGGGUCUUCAAGCUCUCCAGCUUGGUGGAAUUGGACCUUUCUUACAACAAACUAACAACCAUUCCUACAGUUCCCUCCAGCCUACAGUACCUCUACCUGGAGGCCAAUGAAAUACAAGAGUUCAACAUAACCAGUUUCUGCAGAGAGGUGGGACCUGUGUCCUACUCCAGGAUGAAGAUCCUGCGAUUGGACGGAAACAAAAUGUCCUACCAUCAGAUGCCCUCUGACUGGAUCAACUGCCUGCGAGAGCUUGAAAGUAUUUACAUCUGACCCCACCUGAAAUUAGGAUUUCCUGCAUGCAAGUGAACAAGAAUAUGUCAUGACUCAUCGUUUAUGUCCAACUCAUCGUUUAUAAACUCAAAUAACCCAACCUCAUAGCAAGAAAGAAUUUGAUUUGUCUUCACUCCACAGUCAGACGCUGAAGAGAAAACUGACCUUCAAAAUAUGCCAAAGCUUGAACUCAUUCACUUAACCAGUGUUAUUUUACUGUAAUGCCAAAAGUUCUGAUCAAAACAUUUCUCAUACCACCAACGCAUUCCCAUUGGUUUCUGUCUCUCAUCCCGUCCAGCCUCAGCAUUGUUGUACAUCUGUGUGUUAUUAGCGUGUAGGAACUGUGACAAACCCCUCUCAUUUCUGACUGUACAGAGAAAAGUGCUCUGGUUAAAGUGAGCUGUCUGAGAGAAAAGGGAAAUAUGUAUUAAUGGCAACAUGCAGGAGCUUUCUCUUCAGAGCCUCUGACUCAGUCAGCUGCAGUGUUGAAUUGCCUCACCAUCCACCACAGGAGCAGGGUGAGAGAUGAAACUUUUUUGAUUCAGCCAUUGAAAAUAUAAUAUAAAUGUAAGAAAGUAAACUUCAACAUUGAUUUGUCAAACUUUUUCUAUUUUAUAAUAAAGAGAGGUGACCUUGUAUUAAAAAAAUCAAUAAAUCAGUAAGCAAAAUGUGCAUAGUAACAGCAGCAACAAUGUAUCAGUGAUUUCAUUAUGA
Messenger RNA from Paralichthys olivaceus (Japanese flounder), 2005 nucleotides. NCBI's taxonomy places the organism in Eukaryota, Metazoa, Chordata, Actinopteri, Pleuronectiformes, Paralichthyidae. The record is from RefSeq and is a predicted model, not a curated record.